UGGCUCUUGGUGAUUUCAAAUAGAUAAACUUCUCAGUUUUAUACAGAGGAAUAAACAAACAAUUGUCAUCAGUAUGGAAUCUUUCAUUGGAAUGGCGUUCAUACCAUAUUAUAAUCAGUUAAUGAAAAUACUUGCCACAAAUCCUAAAUUAAAGGCAAGUGCAAAAGGAAUUUUCAAACAUGUAGCAUAUGGUGCAUGUGGCAUUGUUAUAGGGGGUUUUGGAGGUGGACCUCUUGGAGCUUUGGUUGGUGGCAUUGCAGGAACAGUGUUUGGUUACUGGCAGUCUGAUGAUUAUGAUUCACUAUUAAAAGUGUUGAAUAGUUUAUCUGAUAGUGAAAAAGAAAAACUUGUUCAGAAAGUACAGGAACAAGUAGGAAGCACUAGAAUUGAGGCUUUAACCAGAUUUAUAGAAAACCAGGCUCAAAGAAAAGUCUUAUUACACCUUAUACGGAAAUUUUCCAAGGAUCUACAACGUGGUUAAAGAUA
Molecule: messenger RNA, 486 nt
Organism: Mytilus trossulus (common blue mussel)
Lineage: Eukaryota; Metazoa; Mollusca; Bivalvia; Mytilida; Mytilidae
Exons: 3
Coding region: 74-481 (135 amino acids)
Source: RefSeq, a predicted model, not a curated record